Hyposmocoma kahamanoa is the source of this 1229-nucleotide messenger RNA. Its product is annotated as zinc finger protein 845-like. Gene Ontology annotation, molecular function: zinc ion binding. Gene Ontology annotation, cellular component: nucleus. Lineage: Eukaryota; Metazoa; Arthropoda; Insecta; Lepidoptera; Cosmopterigidae. The transcript has 2 exons. The record is from RefSeq and is a predicted model, not a curated record. The coding region runs from base 150 to 1229 and encodes 359 amino acids.
CGAUCUUCAUAAAAAUCGAAUCGCGUAAUGUGUGUCCUGUGUCCCUAUUUUGUUUUGUUGAGUUUUUGUUGUCACACUAUAAAUAAGAAUAACAGAAAUUAAUCUCCUAGUAUGUACUUUAAUAUCCUCUCAAAAACCCUAUUGAAAUCAUGUCAUUGAUAUCUAGUUUGGUAGAUAAAUUGAUAUCACGAAAAGAACAAGACUUUUGCCAGCUGUGUUUUAGUAACAUUGGACCAACAGCGAUUAAAAUUCAGGAUGAAGUGAUAGUAGAUAAAACGAAACCUCACCAUACUACAGAAAUGUCUGAAAUAUUGACCUUUAUUUUGGGCGGUCAUUUUUCGACUCGGUUAUCAGCAUUUGACUCAAUAUGUGGCACAUGCUCAGAAACAGCAAAGCUUACUUACAGUUUCAUUAAAACUUGUCAUGAAAACUCUGAACUCCUAGUAAAUUCUUUGGACACACUAAAUGAUUGUAUAGAAAACACACCUGCGGAUGUUAACAAUUUCAAUACCUUAUUUAUAGCGAUAGAUACGAAUGACUUUUCAAGUAAACAAUACUAUGACAGUAAAAAAAUAGUACAAACAAAAUCCACAGCACUUAUGAAGUACCGCUCACUAUUUCAUGGCACUAAAAAAUUGCAAGUUCAACAAAAAUGUCAGAAAGGGCACAGAUACAGCUCUGAGUUGCUUGAAAUAUGUGAUGUAAUUCGAGAGAAGAAUACACCAACUAAAUACAAAUGCAAAGUGUGUUCAAACAUAUUCAGUAAAUCAUUUAACUUCAAAAAACAUUUUUACAGCCAACAUUCACCUAAAGUAUUGAAAUGUGCUGAUUGUGACAAAAGUUAUGGAUCUGAAGCUUUGUUAAAACAACACCGAUAUGAUUGCCAUUCAAAAAUAAUGUGCAGUGAAUGUGGUAAAACAUAUACAAAUAGAUAUUCAUUGCUGUAUCAUAUUAGGCGUCAUACUGGAGAACAGCCUUAUAAGUGCAAGUAUUGUGGUUUAAAAUUUCAGUGGUCAUCUCGUAGGGCAGAACACAUACGCCGUUGUCACAUGGAGCCUGCUGUAGAGUGUGAUAUAUGCCAUCUUAAGUUCAGAACUUUAGGUUCUUUAUAUGACCAUAGGAAACGACAUUUUAAUCCAAACAGCAGACUGCAUGUAAGGUUGGAACAAACUGGAGAAGUUAUUGAAGAAGGUAUUGUGGAUGAUAUCAUGAAUGUUGACAUUGGAUAG